AUGCACUACGGAAAUGACCAACAAACAAAGCAACUUCGUGUCUUGAUUUUGUGCUCUUUGUAUUCGAGGUGCUUGCCGGAGAGGGUUGGUGCGCUGACGGGGCUCACAAAGCUGGGCCUGAGCGGGUGCUUGGCCCUGGCACGGCUGCCGCAGUCUCUUGGCGCAAUCACGGGGCUCACAAGCCUGGACUUGAGUGAGUGCAAGGCGCUGGACGAUUUGCCUCAGUCAAUGGGGGCACUGACAGGCCUCACGGCUCUAGACCUGGGCAUCUGUAAGCGGCUUGACAGUCUGCCGGGGUCGGUUGGGGGGCUGACAGGGCUCAAGAGCCUGAACCUGAGCUGGUGCAGGGCGCUGCAUAGCCUGCCAGAGUCGAUCGGGGCGCUGACCAGGCUUGCUAGCCUGGACCUGAGCUACUGCAGUGCGCCGACGAGCAUGCCGGAGUCGUCCGGGGUGCUGACCGGGCUUGCGCAUCUGGACAUUUCGGAGUGUGCGGCGCUGGAUAGACUGCCGGAGUCACUCGGCGCGCUGACGAGGCUCAAAAGCCUAGACCUCUGGGAUUGUGCCGCGCUGCAGAGCCUGCCAGAGUCGGUUGGGGCGCUGACGGGGCUCACGAGCUUGGAUUUG
This is a messenger RNA of Klebsormidium nitens, 624 nucleotides long. Lineage: Eukaryota; Viridiplantae; Streptophyta; Klebsormidiophyceae; Klebsormidiales; Klebsormidiaceae. The record is from the annotation of a GenBank genome assembly.